GUGUUUUGAUGACGUCGAGGUAAUGGCCGCCCUCGCUGUGCCGUGCCGAAUGUUUUAUUUUCUCCACCACAGCGGUUGAAUUAACCCGAUUGAUAAUCAUUGAAGACAAUUAAAAACCAACAUCAGCGGGACAGCGAAGUUUUAACGCAGUAGCGUCAUCUUUGAAAAGGUCCGGGUCGACAAGGUGACUGAAAAUAUGUUUUUGUUCGCAGAUAGAGAGGAGCAGCGCUGUUAGCUUAGCUGCUUUGUUAAUGAGAGGUUAGUUAGCAACAUUGGCCGCUCACCGCUGAAGCCGCAAGAGUCCGAUAGUUUGAAGUGUUAUAGCGUAUUUUAGUUUAAACAGUUUCGCUUUUCGAUGAUGGUAGUUAGCUCUUUGUUGAGCCGGCUCUCCUCACCUUAUGGGCCUCAAUGGAAACAAGCGCGGCUAAGCUAAAGUGAUGUUAGGGCUUCUCUGUCGCGUUAGCUGCAGGUGAGCCGAGUCAGUGUUUUCAAACACAGGCAGGCACGACGUUAACCUUGAAACUAAAGCAUAAACCAGAUACUUAUCACUUUAACUACCUGUACAGAAAGAUGACGGCAUUUACGAUCAUUUUAGUCGAUGUCCUCCAUCCCAGUACUGAUAGAUGGGUUUUUGGUCUUGGAUGAUAGUUGUCAAGACUACUUUCUAUCAGCCAUAGUUUUGGAAACCUCCAAACAAGAUCUUGAAGUCCAGUACAACAGCUCCAUCACAAAUUCUGCUUUCAUGAGGGAUCUUAGUGUUUGGUUCUUCUUGAUAUGACCAGACAGCUGAUUAUUGGACUUUAUACUGCUGAUUAAAACAUAGUGGGUGUAGGUGGUGUACUGGAGUUUGUUUAUUGAAAGUUGAUUCAUGAGUUUUUGUCAACUUAAUAAACAAACAUGACGGAAGCAAAAUCUUAGGGACACUUUGGUAUUUGAUAUUCUCCAGCAGAUAACUUUAGUAACCAAGUUAAAUAAUGUUUAUCACCUGUCAGAUCACACCAACAAAAGCCAAGAAUGCAGAGGCUUCGUAAAAGGAGACUUUAUCAACCUUAUGACUCUUUACAUUAAUAACAUUUAUCCUGCAGUAAGGAGGAAUUUUGUAUUCAGAUAUAGUCAUAUAAUUGUCUUUUAUUUGAACAGCAAAUGACUGAAAGGCGGCAUUGUGAAGUGAUUAGUAUAGUGGCCAGUUUUGGUGCAGAUGCAAGUAGAGUAUCAGUUGUUGACUCUUUCUUUAUAAUCUUUGUUUGCACUAGACUAUUCUCUAAUGGAUACUCCUGAAAGCCCUACCCAGUCCCCUCAGUCCCCCGAAGAAGAGGAGGAUAAGGGCCUUUCUGACAGUGAGCUGCUGGAUUCUCAUGAUGAAGACGAGGACAGGGUCAUCUCUGACAGUGAGAUAGUCCAAGAAGAGGACAAUGGGGAGCUAGCCGAGGAUGGAGAAGAGGAUGAAAUAGUGGAAAGCAGAAGAAGAGGUGUGGAUUUGGAGGAGGAGAGGGAAGACGAUGAGGUGGUCCCUGACUUUGUUUCAGAUCCAGAGGAUGAGGGGGACCCAGAAGAGAUGGGACAAGAAGAUGGGACCAUUCUGCUCAUGGAGGGGGAUGAUGAUGGUCCUCAGGAGGACCAGUUGGGUGGGGAUGAGGAAGAAGAGGAACAAGAAGAUCGAGUGAUUGACACUCCGCUGUCUCCAGACUCUGAGCCAGACCGAGGCAAGAGCUUCAUCGCUGAAGAAGAUGGAGAGGAUGGGGAGGAAGGAUAUGAUGACUAUCAAAAGGAUGCCUCGAUAAAGCAUGACAGAGCUGAGGUGGAUGAGGAGGAGGAAGACAAAAGCAAAGCACAGGAGGAAGAGGAGGUAGAAAGAGUCAGAGCUGAGGAAGAGAAAAGGAGGAGAGCUCUUGUAAUAAGGGUAAUGAAGGAUGACUCAGCGUCUGUUUCUAGAGAGCUAGAUGAGCAUGAACUGGAUUAUGAUGAGGAGGUGCCAGAAGAGCCUAGCAUCCCUGGACACGAGGAAGAGGAUGACGAAGAAGACACAAAGGGGGAGGGAGAAGAAGAGGAGGAGAGCGAGGACAAAAGCAGUAAGAAGAAGGAGAGGAAAACAAUUCUUCCUCCAUCACCAACAGACAAUGAAUCUAAGAGGACAGAUGACCUCAAAGGGUCUGAGAGAGCACGCAGGGAUUCCUUCAGAGACAAGAAGAAGGAUGAGGAUGAUGGAGAGAUUGAUGAAGGAGAAAUUGACGUAAGUCAUCUUAAUUUGCCUGGUUGUUGCACAAGAAUCAGUGUUGGGCUGAGCAAUGUAAAAAAAGAAAGUCUCAUUGAUUGAUUACGUAAUGAUAAAUAAUUUGGUAAUGCUUUCAGUUUGAAGAGUGUGCUAGUGAUAUUGGAAGCCUUAAAGAAUGAGACAGUGCAGUGGAAAAACUCCAUAAUCUUCCUUACCUAGAAAAUAUGAGGUUAUGAGCACUUUUACACGUAACAGGAGUUAUUUUGGGGUGAUUUUUGAAUCGCAGAAACAGACACAAACACAAAAAAAGCUCAAAAGCUCUUUGUUUGAAAAAAUUCAAUGUGUUACAUAACCUGCUGUAACAACGACCACGAUGCAAACUCUUUUAGCAUCACGUCUUUAUCAGGUUUCAUUCAUGAAAAUACCACUGAGUCUGUUUUAACAACCACUGUUCAGAAUGUGGCCCAGGAACAAGUUAUUUUAGGCUUUUAGAGUGUCUUUGGUCGUUGUUUGAAAGAUUGCUUGCGUGUACUUAAGUUGUGUUUCGCCCAUUAAUUGAGCUAUGUUUACUGGCUGUUAAAUAUUCAAUGAAAUGUACCAAGUUUGUGCAACAGCUUUCUGUGUCAACUUUAAGGCGUAGCAAGAUUUCACUUCCGUAUCGUUUUGUGUCCUCUCCUGACAAACUCUCCCACUUUUUAACACCAGUGGUCAAACCAAGGUUUUACAGCCCAGAGUUGUUGGGUAGUCCAAAAGUGCCCUGAUUGAAAGCUGAAAAAAUGCUAACUAACCAGCUGUUGUUGCUUUUUGCAGCAGUGUGAAAAGUCCAUUUUGUUUUUACAAAUUGUUUGAAUGUUCUUCUGUACUUGUAAUAUUCUCCUUCUGUACCUCCCUUUUAUCUGUUAUUUCCUCAGACAUGGUUUGUGCUUUGGUUGGACCCACAGUGCAGUAAAGUCUAGCUAGUUGGCUCUCCACUGUCUUCUUCAUAUUUCCUCUGUUUGAUGUAAGGUGGACACCAGCAUUAGGAACCUCUACCACUGUCCCUGAUUAUGAACCAGUUUGUUGGACUGUAUCGCUGUAUGCCUAUUUUGAGUACAGUAUUAGUGGUGGUAUCGAACAAAUAUUUAAAAAGAUGGUUAUUGUCACCACCAGAUGAAUGCACAAGCCCUAAUGAGCAACAUUGCAAUCAGAGUCAAAUACUUUGAUUUCUAAACUGAGCUGUACCACCUCAGCUGGCUGAGCUUUAGUGUUUUUACUGUGCUAACAGUGCAUUUCACCCACAAAUAAAACUUGAAAUUAGGGUAUGUGAAGGGAGCAGUAGAGCAGAUGUGGAUACACAGAGGUGUGAGGGAAAUCUAGAUAUGCAAAUAGUAACAGUCUAAAUCUCCUUUCUGGAUUUAUAAAGGGGAUAGAGAUGUUACAUUUAUGUAGCAGCUUCAAAAAUCCAGCCUGCGCCAAGCUUAGUAAAGUGCUGUCCAUGUUGAAAUGGACUUUCCAGCAUUGUGUGCUUUUUGGUCCCUUAAUCUGAGUGUUGUUUUUUUAGUGUGCCCUCUACAAGCUCUGUAUGCUCUUUUUACCACUUUCGGUACUCUGUCAUGGAUCAUUAGCCAGAGAGGAAACCCCACUGUCUGAGGGAAUGUGACUCAGCAGCCUGAGCAGUGACAUCCUCCUAGUUCUGCUUUCAGUUCUGUCAUAUUCACACAUUAUCAUAACAGUUAAGAUUCUUAAAAUUAAAACAUGAAAUGUAUGAAGUACCACUGUAUAGCUUUUGUUUCUAUAUAAAUAUGAGAUUAAACUUGUGUUGAAUGAUCGAUUAUAGAUGACUCUUGAACAGAACAUCCCCGCUCAACACUGUUUAGAAAAAAAAACACUAUUUUCAGCUAACAAUGAAAUUUAACUGGUAAGUCACCAUAAAAUCCAGCCAUCUUCUAUGUACUAGAGGAUUAGGGGAGCUGUUGAAGAGGUGACUUAGUGCCUCCUACAGCGUUCACUUUGGAAGUAGAGCAUGUCUCUCUUCAGCCGAGCUCUGUGUGGAGACAAUGAUUACAAAUGAGACCCCAGAGCUGUUUUAUGGAGCAUGAUAACCGGACAUACUCCUGGAUGUUUCAUGUCGUUUCAAAUGAAGUACAAACAAGAUGCAUUACUUUGAGCAUGAUAACAAAUAGUUGGUGUACUGAGUCAAGAUGUCUUUUGUGCAUGCAGGAUGAUGAUCUGGAGGAGGGGGAGGUCAAGGAUCCCUCAGACAGGAAAAUCAGGCCCCGUCCCAUCUGCAGGUUCUUCAUUAAAGGUAAGUGGAGAGAUGAUCCUACGCCAGAGCUGUACAAAGAUAAAUGUGUGGAGAUAUUGAUAUCGAUGAAUGUACAGUAUGUGACAAAGUACACAACAAGAAACUGCAGUGUCACUGAAUCACAAAUGUGUUACGUUACUCAGUUAUUAUGUAGAUCAGAAUUAUUUAGAAAGUCUGCCCAAGGGAAACCCGACUGUAGCAACACUGUUUUGCUUUACUGUUAAGUGGUGGAGAGUAACUGAGAAUAUUCACUGAAAUACUGCAUACAUUUGCUGUCUCAUGGUUGUUCACCGCUGCUACACUCGCUCUUUAAGGCAGAAACCGAACUUGUAACUUCACUGAAUUUACAGAGGAGCUUAAGUUUGGCCAAUUGUUCCAUUACCUUCUAUGAAAUCAGAUCAAUUAUUAUGCUGUCAGUAUACUGUAGCUUUAUCCUAUAAUUACAAAGCAGUAUGUAUGCAGACAAAUGAAGUGACAUUUAUUCAAUUUAAAUUUAAAAAGCUGUAACAGUGAAGAAAUGGACGCACCAAAGCAUUAAAAAUUACAGUCAAAUAGUAUCAAGAGUCCCUGAAGUGUUGUUAUUCAGUGCAAUACUGCUCUUACUUCUUGUUUGUUUGGGCUUUAAAAACUUCUUAUGAAGUCUUUAUUUGACUAAGAUAAAGUGCGCAGCUACCCUGCUCAUUUGUGUAAAACAAUCAAAGAUGAAAUCAAACACUUUCUUAGCUGCAAUAAAAAGCAUGUGAGGAAUGUGAUUUUUUUGUAAGCUCUUGUAAUGCCAGCUGUAAACAGCAGAGGGAGCUACUGGACAUUGUAUAGAUUUUUCCAGUCCCUUGUAAGUCAUGCACUGUCAAAAAACUCGCACUGACAGUAAGUGUCUGUCUCUUUUCUUGUUCAAUCCUGAUACCUGGAUUUUUUAAAUUUCUGACAGAUACUUCAUAAUGCCUCGUGUGAUUCAUCUCUUUUUUUUUUUGCAUUUGUUUCAAAGAAGCGUGUUGUUUCAUCCAUAAUAGAGUGGACUGUGGUGUCAGAUUUAAAGACUGUUUAUUUGUUCUUUGCUGUCUUUUCAGUGUUUUAGAUAUUAGCUGUUAAAUAUAUAAAAGUUUGUCAUUCCUGUGAUGUACUUUUCAUAAAAUUUGGGGUGUAAAAGACCCAAAAGUACAAGAAUCUUUUGUGUUUGAUCUAAAUAUAUUUAUAUACACACAUAUAUGUAUAUGUAUAUGUGUAUAGAGAGAGAGAGAGUGAGAGAGAGGGAAAGAGAAAGCGUGUGCGUGAGUAACUGGAGUGAGUAAGUGAGUUAGUAAGUGAGUAACUAGAGGGGGUGACCUUUUAUUUCUUGGGGGAAAAAAAGAUCAUAAUGGAUGCAUUUGGUACAUUAUUCCAAACUGAGACUUACAGUCAGUCCAUCUGUUAGCCUACAGUCCCUACAACUUCUAUAAGCUGUACAGUUUGUACUCAGACAUUACGUAGCAGCCUUCUGACACCUACUAUGUAGGCUGCAACCCAAAAAGAUUUCACUGGUGGUUGCAAAGUAUUUGUGUCCGUUCUUCAAUAUAUCUGAACGGUGCUCAGGUUGCCCUUCAUUUAAAAACUACUUCAGACAAAUGAGAGCUUAUUUUCUGAAUCUGAGUGAAUGUUUCCGGGUCAUCGUGAUUUUUAAACUCACUGUUACUUUUCGCUUCAUGCAGGAAAUUGCACUUGGGGUAUGAACUGCCGCUUCAUUCAUCCAGGAGUAAAUGACAAAGGUAACUAUUCUCUCAUCAGUAAGCCAGACCCCUUCUCACCAAAUGGAGCACCUCCUGGAGGACCACACCCACUCAUCCCCAAUAAUCCCUGGGUAUGUUUGUCUGUCACAACUCUGCACAUUAGUAAAAGAUCUAAAAAGAUAUUUAAAUGUUUGGAUAAUGCAAAUGCUAAAAUCAUGCAAGUGUACUAAUGCUUUAAGGGGAACUAGAGAUGAUGUAAAAAUUGGAUCAGACUACACAUGCACACCCAAUCCAAUCCAAACCAAGUUUAUUUAUACAGCACAUUUUAAAGCAACAAAAUGCUGACCAAAGUUCUGUACAAUGAAAAUUAAAAAACAAUAAAAGCAGACAGUUAACACAAACAAUAAAAUAAAGACACAUGACCACAUUAAAGAACAGGGGGACAUAGAUGGUUCAAUGAAAACACCAUUAAAAGACGAAGUUCUCAAGAGUCAAAAGCCAAGGAGUAAAAGUGCGUUUUCAAGUUUGAUUUAAAAACAGGUAGUCAGGGGUGCAGUCGAACAUGAGGAGGAAGAGCAUUCCAGAGCUUAGGCUUCAACUUGGUCCACACUGUCACCAUUUCCACAGGCAUUUUCUCUUGGCUCUGGGAGCAUGUAUGCAAAUGAAGCCAAACAAGUGAAUGAUUUGUCUCCAUGUCAGGCUGCACCAGCUGUGGAGGAACUUCCUCCUCCACCCCCUCCAGUGGAACCUCCUGUGGAGAGCGCCUGGGAAAGAGGUCUAAGGCAUGCCAAAGAGGUAAAUCCUGUCAACGCCCCCUCAAAACGUAUGACAUGACGAAAGAAUGAGCUCAUGCUGCGAGAGUAUUAUUUGAAUUUAAUGCUUGUAUACACUCUGAAGCAGGAGGGCACAGUGAUGGUAAUUUAGUGAUGUUCGUUACCACCCUCUAAGAGUAACAGCCAUUAAAAUAAAGUACAUGUAAUUAAAUUUAUUGCCAGUGUAUCUGAAAGAUGUAACUAUAACUCAGCCAGUAAGAUUACCCUGUGACUAAGAAAUGAAGAGGUGAAAUUUACCGACCUGUCAAUUUCAUAUAAUGGUCAAUUUCAGCAGGCAGGUAUUUUGUCCUCCAGUUUAUGAAGAAAACACAAUUUGAAUACAGUUAAAGUAGAAAUGAUCAUUAUAAAAAGUAUAAACCGUUAAAUCUUCAACUGGUUCUGUGGUCCCACAGGUGCUGAAAAAGGCGACUAUCCGUAAGGAGCAGGAGCCGGACUUCGAGGAGAAGCGUUUCAAUGUGACCAUUGGAGAGGACGAGAGAGAAUUUGACAAGGAGAAUGAAUUCUUCAGAGAACGCAGCUACCGCAUCAUCCGAGAGUACGAACCGCACACCUUUAACACAUUUCAUCGUCACCGGGAACUAAAUCAUUCGACACAGUAACCAAACUUGAAGUCUCAUGUACACUCCCUGGAAAAGAAAGUACCUUAGAGUACAAAAUCAACCAGUGGACUGAACCCUUAACUUGAAAUACAGACUAGGCUGUCAGUUUCUCUUUCUGUCUCUGAUUUUAACAAACACACUCAUUCCCUAUCUCUCAAUUAUUACAUACACAUCACAACUACCCCUUUAACUGGUCUUCUUUUAUUCAUCUGAUCACAGACUCAACUGAGUAAACAAACCCAUUAUGCUAUUCCUUGCUGCUCGCAUUUUCUCAAAGUCACCUUUUCCUCUAGUUAAGUAUUUAUGCCAAAGUUGUGGGUAAACAUAACUUGAAAUGAUAUACAGACAUUUAAUACAAAUGAUUGCAAUUGAGAAAUACAAACAUAUGACUUGGCUGUCCUUCCUCAUGUCAAACAUUCUUCGAAAUGCUGAAACUUGUUCUCUAACUGAAAUAUUCCUGGUGCAGUUUUUUGGUCUGUUGUCAGUAAUGUUGCCUAUUUUCCUGUUGCAGUGAAGUGGACUUCAGGGAUCCCAUUUAUAGGUAAGUCAGACAAAUAUAGACCCCUGUGGUAAAGCUCGUAACAACUCAUUUGUGUAGUUUUGUUUUUUAUUUCAAUGUAAAAAAUCAACCUGUGGUAGUUUUAGCAAUUACAAUUUUCUGUUUUCUCAGGAGUUUUUAUUUUUUAUUAUUUGGUUGCAAACAAAAAAUAAAAUAGAGCUCACUGUUUCAGUUCAUACUUAACAGACAGCUGACUUUUUUUUCUUGUUUGUUUUGGUGCAUGUAUCUUUAAACUGUACAAAAGUUUUGCCAAUCUAUUAAAGUAAAUCUAUUAUCCAAUUGUAAAGAUCGGCACAAAAACCCCCUUUUUUUUAUACGCUGCCUGUCUUUGAGUAAGUGAAUGAAAAUGAAAGGUCGUGUCCCUGUGUAAGAACGGUUGUUCUGAUAUUCAAAUGCAUGUAUUUUUUGGAAGAAUAGUUCGUUGUGUCAGUUUUACAACUCUGUAAAAUAAAAGGAAAUGACCCAUGAGAGCCUUUGUUUGUUCUCUAGCAGGCUCAAAAAGCAUAUAAUUGACCUAUGAUUAAUCUCCAUAAUAUCAUAUGGUUUUCCCCUCUGCAGUGACCCGUAUGCUGACCCUUACUAUGACUAUGAAAUGGAGGCUCUAUGGCGAGGAGGCCAGUAUGAAAACUUUCGAGUGCAAUACACAGAGGCCCCUCUUCCCUACCACUUUGCUGUGAGUGUCCUGACCAGUCUGUUUAUGUGUUUUCUGAACUUCAAAAAGAUUUGCAACAAGUGACUCUAGAGCAUCAAGGCAAAGACUGAAGUGAUGCAUCCUUGGUGUCUUGCUUUGCACCUCUGUUGUCGUUUUUGUUGUUGUGGUAUCCUACUUGAUAGAAAUCAGUGCAUGACUCUUUACACCUCAUCAUUUGUUACACAUUGAACUCAUAAUGAGAAUGAAUUAAGUCAUACUUGAACUUUUAUAAGGGGGCAGCUGUAGUCUGCGUCUAAGUCUUAUAUUUACACCCGUUUAUCCUUUUUUUAAUUCAUGACCCGUUAACAUGCAAUGUAAACAGGGUGAAUAGAUACAGCAUUGGGUUUUGUUAAGGCGCAUCCUUGUGUAGUUUUAUGGGGUUUUUUGUUUUUUUUUAAGAUCAGUAAAGUGUGCACAAGUUUACACAAAUGCCAAUACGCAAGACCAGUUAAAAGAUUUUUUUGUGUGUGAUUAUUUGCAUAGUUUCAAAAAAAAUCCUUAAAAACUUUGGUUUAUUAAGGCAUGACAGAAACUGUUUUAUAAGGUGUUUUUGAACAAAAAGAACGGCCUAUUUUUAAUUAAAUCUAAACCAGAGGGAUAUCUGAGUCAAGACAAGGAAACUAAAAGCUAUUGUGAGACAGAAUAACAGAUCAUAUUUUUGUUAUUUUCCUGAGAUCUAUUUGCAGUAAUUAAAACGCUGGUCUCUGUCAAUGGCCUUUUUUUUUUUUAUUUAACAACAAAACAGAGUGACGACAACAACAGAAACAACAACAGAAAGAUAAAAAAUAAAAAAUUUACAAAAAUACUUUUGUGAGGGAGGGGAGGGGGAAGGAAUUUAUAUAAUAUGUAAAAGAGAAUUUAAAAAGAAAAGAAAAAAAAAUCUUAAUUGGAUUACAUUGGAAUAUCUCUGUAAUAAUAAUUAUAUGUACACAUAUACAUACACAUACAAACAUACAUGCACACAUACAUACACACAUAUACAUAUAUAUACACAUAUGUACCCACACACACACAAUCCCCCCGAAUCACCGACACAACAGCGACGAUACAACAACCACAAUAGCAUUAGCAAUAACAUCAAUGGCCUUUUUUGUUGCAACAACACUGAUCAAACCCGUCUCAAUAGGAACGUGAACGCGAACGAGACCCUCGUGAGCGACACCGGGACAGAGAGAGGGAGAGAGAUCACCGCGAGAGGGAGCGCCGACAAAGAGAGAGGGAGAGAGAGAGGGAACGAGAGCGGGAGAAGGAGAGACUUCGGCGAAAGGAGGAGUGGGAGAGGGACCGAAUGAAGCGCGAUGAGAAGGACAGGCCGAGGAUGCGUCCUCCUCGAGACGCCAGGGAGAAGAAAGAUGAGGACAAAAUGAAACCACGCUCACCUCUUGGCCUUCCACCAAAGUAAGUGACAUUUCCAUUGUUUGGUGACAUGUGUUAUUAUGUAGUAGAACCAGAGCAGUAACACGCAGAUUCAUUAGUCAUCCAUUGUGAUUGAACAAAACAUCUCCGCCUAAGAUUUCUGUCAAUACUCAGAGGAAGGUUGCUCAAUUCAUUGAAUAUUAUUGAUCUCAUUCGUGUUUUCAACCGUCCCAUGAUUGCUAAAACGAUACUGGCAGAGAUUUCCACCAGACCAGAUUUCAGACCAGCUGUCAGCCAAACAGCCUGCUCCUCUAAUGUUGUUUGUUCUGAUAAAUUACUUAUGAUAAAAGGUUGAGACACUCGUGUCCCUGCUUAAAACUGAUACAAGUAUAAGAGAGACAUCUGUCUGGGUCGACUCUGCAUCUGCACACUUUAAGCUCGUGAGUGCUGGGGGGGGGCGCUCGGCUCGGACGAGACCCAAGUGUUUGAUGGAUAUCAGCGAAGUAAUAAAGGCUUAUUGCAUUUCAUUGCACCAAGCACAGUCACUGUCAUUCUGCCAACACAUUAUAUGUUACUGUCCAAGUCCUCUCCUCUGAUAUUGUCAGAAACAAAGCUUGACAUCCCACUCGCACAAUUACCGCUGGGACAGUAGUUAAGCACCAUUUAAGUCCUGAAAAGCAGUGCGCUCACACAUAGCUGGAGUGAUGCUGCACAGUACCUCAGUAAUACCUUUGCUGUUUAGAAUUCAGUUUGCAAACUCACAAGAUUAUGUAUAACAAUAUUAGUUUAUAUGAUAGAACAGUUUAAAUAAAACCACCAAAUGUGUGUCUCUAUGGCACACUCCUCUGGGGAUGCCCAUAGCUAAUAACUUGUUCCUACUAACUUGGCUGAUGGCUCCAUAAGCAAAGCCUUGCUUAAAGUGAAGCUGUGACACAACUGCCAAUGCUGAUGCAUUAUCAUAUUGUAGCUCACAUACAUACAUUCAUACACACAUCAGCAGUAAGAAAACUUGAAAUUGCCUCCCUCUUUGGCCACACAGUUGCUAGAUUUUGGUAAAAGCAGCUUUGAAAGAAUCCAAGAAACUUUCCACCUAAAUGUUGCAUUAUUUUCUGGCUUUAUGUGUGUUAGGAACAAUGGAUGUAGAUGACGGCACCACUGCAAGCCGUUCCUGGCAUGUCAGACUCAUUACAAAAACUCGAAAAGAAGUUUCGGUACACAAAGUUACGGUUGAAUGCAACAGGUGGCAGUCUCAUCAUGAUUAAGAUGGAGACACAAUGAAUAUAACAUUUUUCUGAAUUGCUUUUAGACAAUUCAAAGCUCUCUCAAGGGAAAAUCAGUUGUCCAUAAGUGGAAACUUUUCCACUGAUUCACAGUCGCCAGAUCUCGAUACGGGUCCUAUUGUCUGGAUUGAUUGCUAAGUGAGUGUCAUACGUCGUCUUUGUCCCUGCAUAUGUAAUCUGCAGUUUUGAAAUAAUGGAAUUUAAUCCGGUGUUUUUUUCCCGGAGUCUUUGUGAUGUAAACAAAGAAAAAGAUGACAGUGAUGACGUCCCUGUCCCUGCCACACCUUUGUUUUCUUUUCUGUUCAGUGAGGAGUGAUGUCAAGAGAGUGUGCAGCUCAAACAAUAAACAAAUUUAGAAAAAAAACAGCCAAGCUCUUUUGUUGAUGUGCUUGAAUGACAAGAGGUACUUUGAUUUGUUAUUUUAACUAAAUUUAGCACUUAGAGACAUGGCUGACUAAAAAGUUUUUUAACUAAACAGAAAAUUCAAGCCAAUGCGUGAUGAAAUCUCAGAUUUAAAUGACGGAAAAUUAGAUUAUAAAUGCCCAUUUCAGUGUUGUGAUGUAAAUGAAUUGAUAUGAUUAAGCGCUUUGUUUGCAUAAUUUUAUGAUCCUUAUAUCUUGUUUAUAAGCAGGUUUGAGUUCUUAACCCUCGGUUCCUACUAUGUCUGUUUUGAGGAGAUUCAUUUUUAAGGUUUGAGGCAUCAAAUUUGGCUGAAGUUCUUAUUUUUCUUCAAAUUAAAAAAAAAAUUUGGUGUCCAUAGAACUCUAUUAAUGCGAUUUAGCUCCAUCUAGCCUACUUUGUCGGCAAAACGGACAAUAGACUUCCAUUAAAAACACGUUUUUUUGACUGUGUUUGUGGCACCAAAACACAUUUAGCAACCUUUUUUUUUUUUUUGCAGUCACUCGAUCACCAAGGCUCUAAAUUUUACUUUGCCACAGUGAUACAACAGAUUGUGCCAGCACACUAAACAUUAUCAGAAUUGAUUCAAACUUUACGUGCAACUAGAUUCCUUACAAAUGUAUGAGUGGGCUACAUGUGUAAGGAAAACUUUGUGUGCUCUUGGGCAAAAACCUGCGUCCAUUUUUAUAAUGUGAGCAGAGUUUUUACAGUUGAGACUGUGACGCCCCAGUUCUGUAGUCUGGAACUAAGAGAGGGGGGCAUUUGGACAAUUUCAACUACAUAGCAAGUGGAUGUUCAUGCAUGAGGAUGCACAGAUCCUUCAUAUUAAUAGGUAUGAAUAUCACAUCUCAAAUAUACAGUAAAUUUAUUUAUGCGUGUAAUCAGCGUUAUUGCAGUCAUGUUUUGGUUAGAGGUUUAAAAGGCACUCGUAAGUGAUUCCUAUCUUACAUAUAUCCCCUGAUUCUAUAUUCCUAUACAUAAAAUCAACUUACCAUGACAAAUGAAUUCACCCACAUAUGAUUUGGUUUAGGACAAGGCUUGAAAAAGGGGGUAAAACUGGCGUGUUUUUCAUUCCAAUACACUCAGCUGUUAGGAACGGGCACUUUCUCAUUGAAUCCAAGUCCAAUAACGCGGUGCACAAUAACUGGCAUAACAUUUAACAUUGUGACAGUGAAUUUUGUCAUUAAUUUAUUUAAUUUUUGUAGUGGUCAGGGCUGAAGAUGUUGAAGAGAUUUGAGUCAAUGAAAGUUGAAAAAGUAAAAAUAAUAUCUUAUGAGCACUUGCUCAGAGUGGAAAAAAUUAGUGUGCAAACACAAUAAGUUCCUAUGAUCCCUAAAUUAUGUAGCCAAAGUCUUAUUGGAAAUGUCCUGAAAAAUGAUCUUCAGAGAAGCUGGUAGGUCGUCUGUUAAGUCUUUCUUUUUCUUUUUCUCCAAUACGAGCCGAGCAGACAUGUGUCUCUUACACAGAUACGAUGUAGUUAAAGAUGAGUUAAAGCAGUGGUUUUGAGCAAACCCCUUUUUCUGACAUUUGUCUCUGGAUCGCUACAUUAACACUACUUUCAAACAGAUGAAUUACACCACAUUUUCAAUCAAACGCUAGAAAAGAAAACAUUUGAACUCAAACCAGUGUUGAGGACAUUUGAGACUGAGCUGCUGCAUCGCUUGAUGUGUAAUUUGAAAAUUAAAGACAACUUAAACAGAACUUAAGAUAGUUGUCAGGGGGGCUCACCACACACUUAGGCAACCGCUGAGAUAAAAGAUGCUGUGACAUUUUAUGGUUAAAAAAAGAAACAAAAAAAUGUUUUCCUUUUAAUCUAUUCACUCAUUUUUUGUCUUAUUUUGGACAAGUCUGUUAAUCCAUGUUUUAGUAGUCAUUGACAAUACUCCUAAGUGUGCUGGAAUCGGCACGUUAACUAAAUAGCAUCUCUUGUCCUCCAGCAUUUACAUAAAACCAGUGACUGGUGAAACCCAGUAGUAGACAGACGCUGAAUAUGGGGGAAAUUAAGUGUUAAAAAUAUCAACACUUUUCAAAAGAAGUUAGUUUCGACAGCCGAUUCUUUACAUUUUUAGCUUAAAAAAAGAAGGAAGUAAUACUCGAAAACAUUUUCAACAUCUGCUCUAUUUAUAGAAAUGCGACACGAGGUUCAUGCAAAGUUCAUCGUCAGUUUGUGUAAACCUUUGAGGGCUGUCCCAUCAGACUGCUUCAGGCGUUCCCAGAAGGCACCCAGGCUGAGUUAUUAGAAAUAAUGGCACACUGUGAAAAUAUAAUUACCUUUUACAACACUUUGUGGACCCAGGCAGGGGGUUAAUCAUAUAACCUCUUCUCAUCAUUUCCUCAAAGAAAAAAAUCUGUUUGUGUAGGUUAUGUUUGGCUAAAAAUAGCAACCCUGGUUCUAUUUUUAGCUCCUGUGAGGUUAAAGGGAGAGGGCCAUUUCUUAGCUCUUGCAUCAUCAUGUCUCAUCCACCCUGAGUAUAACUCUGUCACGUACUUGUACUUGCCGUAUUUUGACUGUUUGGUGAGAUCAUCGUGAGUGGAAUAUUUUGCUCCAUAAGUUCAAUGAAUUUGUUUACAUAUGAUACUAAGUUUGAGCAGUAAAUUUACCAGAGACAGUCGUCAACGUGAUGAUUAAUCAAAAUGCUCUCCUCAUUUGUUGGCAGCUGACGUAAAAAAAAAAAAAAAAAAAAAGGGUAACUUCAAGUGUUUAAGCUCAUAGUGUCCGUUAUAAUUAGCAGUUUCUUCAUAGUGGGAAUAUCCACCCAUCUUACUCAUUUCCUUUGACAAAUAUUUAGAGACUGCCUCCAUGGUGAACGAUGGACCCCACGGUGCUGUUCAUGAAAAUAAAGGUUGAGUUUGUUGCUCUGGAAAAUCCCUCAGAUGGUGAUGGUAAAUAUAGUAACUGCAAGCCAUUCAAUUGUUCUGAAAGUCAGCUAUCAGCUGUCUGUAGUUCAUCAUUAAUUAAAAAAAGAGAAGAAUGACAAUAACUUCUACAUUUUAACCCUGCGUGGUUAGCGUUCGUGUAAUAAUCCAAUUUGUCAUUUGCAGAUAUUACAAUAACUCUUGUAGCCUAGUGUUGGAUUUAAAAAAAAGGCCUACUAAGAAUCAAUUCUUCUCCAAGUUAAGUGGUGAAUCUUUUGUGGGAAGAUAUAUAAAUGAUAGAGAAAAAAGUUGUGAUGUGUAAAAUUAAAGAAAAAUAAGUUACAAACUUAAUCUUGGACUACAAAAAAUGAAUUUUCAACAUUUGAACUAAGAUGAUGUUCAAGAAAAAUCAAAGAAUGUGAAUGAAUCGUUUCUAUAUACUUGCAUUUCGAUCAUUCCAGGACAUUACAACCACCUACUUGUUAAAAAUACUAUAUAGAUUAUUUAAAUCGUAACUUAACAUUUCUAAACUAUUCCUCCUACUUAGAGUAAAAUUAUGACUCAUAUUGUGUAAAGCUGUUCUGAAAUACAUUUGAUUAUAACUGUCACAUUAAUUUCUCAGCUUCUGGGCUACCUAGCCAAGUAGGACCAUUUUACUGCAAAUGUUAUAAACAGAUAGAAAACCAUAUUGUGCGGUCUAUCAAACAUCCACAUUAGACUUGUUGUAGUUCUUCUUUCUCUUUGCACCAAAAUAAUACAGUGGCAGGUCUCUCAUUUAAUGAAUGAUGACUUGAGUCUGGCCUUCACGUGGCUGGAAGACUUCAUUGGCUGAAGUUUGGUAUAAAAGCCUUGCAUUGUCUGGUUUCUUGAGACCAAACAUGAGUCCCCUGGGUGAUCUCUCUUCAUUACCGCUCUAUAGUAGGGAGUCUUAAGCAAUUGCAAUUUGGUGAUAAAGGCCUGGAUUGUCUCUUCUUUGUAGACCACAGGUGGAUCUCCCCUUCCCGUGAGAGUUUUGUUUGAAAAGGGUUCAGAGAAGGAUCACCUGUCAACAUCAUGCUAUGUGGAUGUUAAACAAAAAUAGCCCAGACAGUGUGGGCUGGUAUGUUCAAAGUUUAGCAUUGCUGCAUUUUUUCCCCACAUAGCAUGGAGCGUCAGCGUGAUGUCACUCACAUGAACAGGUUAUGAGCAGUUGUUUGUUCCACGUUCUUGUCUAAACUGCAUUCCUCUGUAUCAGAUGAUAAAUCCGAUAGGUCUCGCUGUCAUUAAGUCGCCUCAGAUUUUGGGAUAAACUUGAUUGUGGAUCAUGUUGCUCUCAGGAUUCAAAAAUGUUUUUUUUAAACUUGUAAUUGAAGAUAGUGUUCAUAUUACAAAAGCUUAGUAGUCUAAUAAUGGACAUAUAGAUGAGGUCCCUAAUGAAACUGAAUACAAUAUAAAACAAACCACAGCUAAUGUUGAGCUAUAUUUAGAUUUUGCUUCAUUUUUAUUUGUUUUAUCUAUCAUUAUUAUUAUUUUAUAGUUUACACUAGUGACUGACCAGCCAUUGAUUGUACUUUCAAUUUAUCAGCAGGCCAAUGGAGCCCCCCUCAAAGAAGGAGAUGAUUCCAGUCAUGAGGCGACCAGAUGAGUGGAAAGACCCAUGGCGUCGGUCCAAAUCCCCUAGAAGAAGGCCUGGGAUGGGGUCCCCUCCACGAGGGCGCAGGCGACACCGGCCCUCCGGCUCUUCGGUCUCUCUGUCUAACUCUUCCAGGUAGACGCUCUUCUUGAUGCUCAGGAUAGCUUCACUCCUCACAAAGGGAAGAGUCAGAUUCAUAAGACAGAAACACAUGCUGUGCUAAAAACAGCUUUUACCGGUCCAGUGUGCAGCUGACUGGUACACUGCACACAGAUGUUUAUUUUUUUAAACCUGGAAACUGUUUGGAUCAGCAAAUCUUGACAUUGGCAUUUUUUCCUGCAAGAAAUCUGACCAAAGAGCAGCAUGAAGUUGCACAAAUGCAAGAGAGGAAAUAUUAAUUGCUUUCAGAAACCAGAGUGCAUACCAGCAGUUUUCUGUUGAUGGCUUGUUCAGAUCAACUAGCCUGUUUCUGUAUUCACAUCCAAUGUGUAAUGCAAAGGCUGUCAAGCAAAAAAAAAACAUGCCUCAAGGUUUUUAACUGAAUACAUAAAAUAUAUAACCUAAAUUUGCUGACAGAGUUCAUUCAAGCUUUUAAGCAAUCGAGUGGAUCAAGUUAUUUGAUCUUAUAUGCUAUUAGGCAUUCUGCCUGUUUGGUAUAAAAUUACCAAACUUACAAUUUCAUAAUUUCAUGUGGUGAUCAGUUUAGAUAAAUUCACAGUGAAGAGCUUUUUUGUUGUUGUUGUGUAUGUAUUGCAUUUUAUUUCAGUAAGUUUCUUGCUCCACUCUCAUGUACGUAUGUAUGAAUGUACGCACUGUACAUUUUGAGGCACUUUCCUGUGUUAUUAGAAAGUGAAUUCAGGUACAAAGGCUGUGUGUGAUUAGCCUUUCAAUCCUCUUAACUGUCUUUGUGUUUAUGUGUGUCGCAGGUCGUCAUCACGCUCUUCGUCCUACACAGGCUCUGGGUCAUCUCGUUCUCGAAGCCGCUCCUCCUCAUUCAGCUCUUACUCCAGUCACUCCUCCCAACGCAGCUCCUUCAGCGGGAGCCGCUCCAGGUAUGCAGGAGUGUGUCACUGUGUAUCUCAAUACGCCUAAUUGUUGAUAUUUACAAGUGCCCCAAAAGACAUAGCCAGAUAGCCAUCCGUGUGCUUCAGUCUGCAGAAGUGUUUAUACAACACCUCCACAGUCCUAUGCAAAAUUCUGAAACAUCUGCAGUCAUUCGUCACGAAGAGAAAGCACAAAAUAAAAACACAGAGGAGUUUAAACGAUUGGCUUUAACCAGCAACUAAAAGCAGACUGUCUGAAAAGUGAGUGUGUCCGUGUGUGACCAAUCAACUGCCUCUCACUAACAUUUAUGCAGAGUAGUACAUCAUGAACCACUGGCAGACUUGCAGCUACUCGGGCUUAAGCCCUGAAACUUUCAGAGUAUAUGUUAGCCGCAGUUAGCUCUCGGUCCGCACAAGUCUGUUGAGAGUUUGCUGUUUCCAAGAAGAAGAGACUAAAAUCGGCAGUGUGAGUGCACAGAGAGAAACCACUUGCACACUUAGUGUGGCUUCUUUGAGUUCCUCUUCAGCAAACUUAAGUAGUAGACAGUUUGUGCCUUUGAAAAGAGGAAGGAGUGAAAACUUUUCACUGUCAGCAUGUUGUUACAGAAUGCCAGAAAAAGUAGCACAACUUUUGAUACAAAAAAGUGUGUCACUGUUUAUUAUUAUUAUUAUUAUUGUUGUUGUUAUUGUUAUUAGAAUUUUGUUGGCAAUUGUAAUGUUUUUUUCCCUAAUUUUACGUCCAGGUUCUUUGGCUUUCUUUAUCUAUAUUGACGCCUGAACUGGCUUUAAAAAUAAUAAAAAAUUAGGGGAAAAUAAACACUUCAAUGGAUUAACAAAGGAUGAUAAUUAACUGUGUAAUGACUAUUUGUUGAUUGUGUCACAGGUCCAGAUCAUUCUCAACAUCCCCCUCACCGAGUCCAGCAGCACCUAGGAUGGCCAAAAAUAAACCAGACCUUCCCCCCAUGCUUGCUAAAGGGUAAAUCCGAAAUUACUUCAGACCAUUUUUGACACCCACCCACCAUAUACUUCUAUCUUUGCUUCAAUUUAUUCAGUCUCCUGGGUUUUCCUAGACUUUGGCUCAAGUCUUAACGUUGCCUGGGCAAAAUAUGACUGAACAGAUUGUAGCGAUUUGAAUUUAUAAUAAAUGUCUGAAGAUCAAUAAUCUUAAAUUAUGAUAUUUAUGCACUUGUUGAAAGGGGCAGCACCCACCCUUAAUGGUGGGAAAAUAAAGAAAAACAAAAGUUUAAUUCAGAAAUCAAACAUUAAGUCAAUCUUAAAUUGAUCAAUCUCAUAUCUCACGUGGAAAUUCUUAUUUCAGGGACUCCACUUCUGGAAGAACACUAACAGACAAGAACUUAGAAAAAUAAUGAUCUGUUUAUUACAGGAUGAAUGAUGGUACAACAUACAUGCAAUAAAUGAUGAUAAGAUAGUGAGGAUAAACAAUAAUGAUAGGUCAAUAAUAAAAGAUUCUGAGUAGGCCUGGACGAUAUAGAAAAUAAGCAUAUCGAUAAAAAAUAAAUCAUAUUGAUCGAUAUCGAUAAUUAUCGAUAUAAUUAUUAUAAUUAUUUAACAUAUAUUUUAAUUGCAGCCCUGGAUGUUUUAUGCUAUUGCUUAAUGACCUACUUUUAAUAAAGAACACACAAGCACUGAAUUCAAAUUCAAACCUUUAUUCAACCACCUUUUUUUUUUACCACAACUGAAAGUUUUUUUUAAAAAGAACUUAAAAAAAAAAAAUCAACUUAAGUGGCCUGAGUGACGUCAGUAAAUACUGACAAACAUAAAGACUAAAGUGACCAGAAAAUCUGAUAAAUAAAUAUUUAAAUAGUCUUUUGAUGAAAAUAAACAAAACAAACAAAUAUAUAAAUAAACAGAAUAGCUUUAGGUGGGAAUAGCAUACUACCAGUUUUAACUGUGUGGGAAACUGCCCACAGCCUGGUGUCUGAACACUGAAAUAUUUCUCCUGGGGUCGGGAGAUUUAUUUUUUUUAAAUAUCAUGUGAUUGACUUAAUAAACAAACUAAGCACGAGAAGUAGGACUUAUCCACGCCGGUGUUGUGUCGUAGAAUGCACCCCUGCCGAAUGCCCCCCCUGCUAGUAGCCAUGAUCCAAAUACUCGCGUCUUUGUAAAAUAUGAGCUCAUUUUCUUCCACUUUAAGAAGCUACACCGGAGCGUAUUUCCUCCGCACCCUUCUCACCUUUUCAACCCCUGACCCAUUUUCAUGCCUGAAGCGCUGUGUUUGAGAAAUACUUGCGGCCGGGCACUUCAUAUCGCGGGUCGAGAGUGGCUAGAAGCUGGUCGAAGCCAGGCUUUUCAACGGUAGUUAUUGGCAGUAUGUCCCUCGCUAUGGAGCAUGUUACUGCAUGGGUGAUGUCCUUAUGCCGCUUUGACGCUUUGUCGUAUUUUGGCAAGAAACGAAGUCCAGUUUGGUCUGCUUCACUUGCUUUGUGCUGGUGCUAACAGCGGUUCCAGAGGAUUCCUCCGACGACGACGUGGAGCCGCGGCGCGGCCGACACAGCUCGUACUCCUGCGGGUGCGACCGGUUUAGAUGGUAAAACAAGUUGGUUGUGUUACCGGACUUGGUUUUUACUAAUUCUCUGCAAAUUUUGCAAACGACCGCUGUUUGCUUUUUGUCAGACUUCUAAAAACCAAAACAUUGCCACGUUGGUGAACUACUGAAACCUUUUUUCGGGACAAUUUCCUCCGCUUCUCCUUGCUGUUACAUUAUUUCUAAUACACGUGCUGUCUGUUGUGGUUUGAUAGGGGCUGGGCUUGGUGCCGUAGCGUACCUGGGUCUGCGUUUGUGAUUGGUUGGGAGGAAGUAAUGACUGUAGUAAAAGCUACAUGAUAGGCUAUGAUGAAAAAGAAAGGGAAACUGUGUUUUUCUAUCGAACUUUUUAUCGACCCGUUUUUUUUCUAUCGCUCCACACGUCUAUCGAUCGAUAUAUAUUGUUAUCGAAUUAUCGUCCAGCACUAAUUCUGAGUCAGGCUAGAACCAGUAAAGGUAAUGAUAGUGAGUGAAUAUGCUCUAACAUAUUAACCUAUGCUAACUUUGGUGUCAACAUAAAUUUGGCUGUGGAUUUGGAUGAAUCUAGGAUUACUAGCAGUGUUGUUUUCGUCAUAUUUCGUCAAAUAUUUUCGUCAACGUCAAAAAAGGGAAAUUUUUUCGUCAACGAGAACAACACUGGUUUUUUUCGUUGACGAAAAUAUUUUCCUUUUCUUCCACGAAAGAAAUGUUGACGAGCUAAACAUAAGUCGGAGAUGGCUAAAAUGUGACGAGACGAAAGUGCGUUUACGUUGGCGGGACGAGACGAAAACGACGAACAGAGCUGCAAAAUUCAGUCAGUUAAAUGCUGAACAUAUAGGAGCAGCUUCAGUCCGCUCUGACAGCUCUCAUCAGCCUGCUGUGCUCCUCCAACACACAGACACAAACACACGCGGGCGCACGCACACACGUGCAGUUUUGUAUUCGUUGACGGAUGACGAAAACAACACUGAUCACUAGAAUAAGUGAAUAUCUGAGUCAUGACCACAGACGAGAGAUGAGAUAGCAUGGGACAAAUGGGACAUAUUUCAUUUUAACACAAAUUUCAUGAUUAGACAGAUUAGUACAUUGCUAAAUGCAUACGAUGUCAUGAUCAGUCAUCUCUCGUCUGUGGUCAUGACUCAGAUAUUCACUUAUUCUAGUAAUCAGUGUUGUUUUCGUCAACUAUGACGUUGACGAAAAUAUAAGAUGUCAUGAUCAGUCAUUUGUAUUCUUUCUCCAAAGGAAUGCAGUUUUUAUCAGAACAUGGUUGAGCAUGGUUUUACGACCGAGGUCUGGGGGUCAGUGUCCUGCUCCUCAGACCUUUCUUUAGAUCCGGGUGUUCACACACUUUAAUACGGUAAAUCUCAAAUAGGAAACCUGGGUUGAGGCGUUAAUGUUUAUAUUUGAAUGGUCAGUGAUGGAGUCCGUUUAAAAAGUAAUAAAAACUCUGUCUCUGUUCUCUGAAUUGACCAAUCGUGAAGAGCCAGAGGUUUCGGUCAACCUUCGAUCGGGUCAGUUAGGUAACCUGAAAGGGCAAACAAGUCUGGAAAGAUUUAUAUUAACCUGCGUCCUCGGACCAGAUAAGGAACCUGUCCUGCAAGGAAUGUGUGGGUUUCACACACAGGGUUGUCUCGGUGCUACAAGAUAAAUAAAUCGAUUAGCUUGAGCUUUUAUCAGGUCCAAGAAAAAAACAUGAAAAGACAUUAAGAAGUUGCAGCCACAAUCAUCUGUCAAUGGAAUCAACUGCUGCAGAUUUUCCUAGUCUAAUUUUUGUAAAAUCCCUUUUUAAAACGUGGACGACAUUUACAUUCCCUUUGGGGAUCGAAAAGUUCUUCUUAUCGUCCGUUUAAAAAUACCGGACCUCUCCUUUAAUCAUUCUUACAGUGUGUGUUAUGACAUAAUGAUUGUACUGAUAAUUAUAAAUUGAUCAUCAGUAAAAACAUCACAUUUGUUCUGUUUGUAUAGCCAAUGUUUUCACUGUCUGCUUGCUCAAAGAAUCAAAAAUUUCCCUUUCCUCUUUAAAGCAUGCAGCUGAAGCCCGGUGCCAUGCCCCCUCCACGCAGGGAAAAGCCUCCGAUGAAGAAAGCCCCCAGUCCUUCUCAUCCAUCUGGACCACAGGGCAGGCCCUCAAAACCCCUGCCAGAAGGAGGGAAGCCUCCCAUCAAUCCUCGGGAGCCUGGAGGUGCAGGGGGUGGGGCUGGUGGUGGCGGAGCAGGAGCAGGGAGACCCCCGCCACCGCGGGAACCUGGAAAACCACCUAACCCAAGAGAAGAGAGGCGAAGAGAUCGGCAGCAGCACCCUCCUCGGAGGUAGGUGUCUUAGUUUGAUGUCACAGGCUGUGUAAAGAAAAGAAAAAAACAGGUUAUAACAUAUCACUCGUCAUAUUACACUUAUGUGAUGCAAUUGGAGUACAUCACACCAACAAAAGUAUUUGAUUCAUGGCAGGAAUCAGGAAACUAAAGUUCCUCUUCCAGGUAGACCUCCUUUUAAACUUGAUCUGGGUUCUUACUCAACAGGUUUACAACACAGGUCAGAAGAAACAUGAAACCACCACGCUGACUUUGUUUUUUUUCACAGCUGUGACAAUGCCCUUAUUUACAACUUAAAAGUGAGAAGAAAACAUUUAGUUUCUGUUAACAGUUUCUCCUCAGAGUGACUCAGCGAGGAAGACUGUAAACGUCAGCAAAGACAAAUGAUAUCUUCUCACAAACAUUGUUGGUCUGUUUGUGUACCUAAAGCCAAAGUAAUACACCUUUGACCAGAUAAGACUCUGUAUGUACUUACAAGAGGGAGAGGUCUCCAGUCAGUGUAGUUGGUAACACUUUGGGCUCUAUUUUCGUGCCCGCCAGCGGUGCGGCGGAGGGUGACGCAUCCCGCACAGUGGGAUUUUCGUCUGGCAGAGCCCGAUGCACAGCCAGUUUGUUACUUUCGUAGAUUGAGGCGCACUGAGGUCCGCUAAGCUGGGCGUGGUGGCAUGGUAUGGGGAGGUGUCCACAGAAUCAGCUUGCGCAGUAACAUUUUCAUGCCCGUCGGCGUGGAAAGUGCACUGAAAGCACGCCGGUUCAAACCUGGUCAGCUUUCAGCCCAGGCAGAGCGCAGCUGCUCUGGUGGUAUUUUAGUAGAUUGACGGCGUAGUGCCCACAUGUCACCGAUGCCUCACUGACGGGUUUCACAUUUCAGUGCAAUAGAUAAUCAACAACAACCAAUAUUCAGUGCAACUAUCUAUGUCAGCACAUACAUUCAGAUCUAUAUCGAUAUAUUCUGAUCUAUAUAUGAUCUGAUGGGCACAAAAUUUGCAAUACGCCUUGCCGGUGGCGCAUUUAAAGGUGAAGAGAGGAGCUGAUGUGAUUGGUGAAACCCACUCCACGCCUGCUUCCCUCCCUCUUUCUGACUUAUGCCUGGGACAGGGGUGGGCAAUCAUGUGCCAUGGAGGGCCGAGAGGCUGCAGGUUUUCUUUCCAACCCAAAACUCCACCAGGUGAUUUCACUGAUUACCUUACCUCCAAGCAGAGAGCAGGGACUAAUCAGUGAAAUCACCUGGUGGAGUUUUGGGUUGGAAAGAAAACCUGCAGCCUCUCGGCCCUCCAUGGCACAUAAUUGCCUACCCCUGGCCUGGGAGGAGCUGAGUUAGGGAGAGGGGAUUCUUACACUGGGCUGUGCCGCUCAGCACGUCCGACCUGACUUACGCUGCGCCUACACCAUGCCGGCGGCGAGGCUUGAAAAAUAGAGCCCUUUAUAUGAGCCCACCGCUCAAAAAUCAGCACAUCCUAGAGCCCUAUAAAAGCUUUCAUACAAAGGGUGAAACCAAACAACAGUGUAAAGUUGCUUUGUGUCAGUUUAAUGAAAACUGCUGAAGAUCUGAAGUAGUUUACCUUUUCUUUUUCACCCGGAGUUCAAGAAAAAAAGUUCUUUCCUCAAAAGUCACGUUAUAUGCUUUGAGCAUUAAAGGGAUGGAUCUAAGUAAACCGUUAGUUUCUGGAUUGGUUGUCAAGAGUAUGUUUACUGUUUACAGUGGAUGACAAACAAAUUAAUUUGCAAGAAGCACAAAUUUUUUUCCUCAAACUAAACUUUUGCAUAUCCGUGUCUGUUUAUUUAACACCUGUGCAUUUUGGGGGGAAGACCAGAGAGGCUGUGUAGGCGUGGAGGAGUGGGUGGAAAGGAUUGAAGGAAAUCUACUGUUGUCGGACUUGUUUGCUUUGUUUGUGUGUAUGAAACUAAAAGCAAUGAUAACCAGAGAGGAAGAACGAGUUAAAGGGCAUCUGAGAACAGUGUGUGUGUGUGUGUGUGUGUGUGUGUGUGUGUGUGUGUGUGUGUGUGUGUGUGUGUGUGUGUGUGUGCGUGUGCGUGUGUGGGCAGGUAUAGUCUCCUGGAAAACUGGUUUGUAUUCCAUUUGUAAACUACUUCCCUCAGGUUGUCAGGUACAUGUCAGUCGGCAGAAACUGCCGUUGCAGUGCGCGUAGGUGUGUUGCUAAAUCAUUUCAGAAGUUUCAGUGAAAGGUGUUUUUGUCUGUAAAGUCACUAACAUCUCAAAACAAACUACGCACUGAAGAUAAAGUAGUAAAACUCAAGAAAGGAAGCACAUGUCUUUGACAAAUGUCUUAAACAGAUGGAAGAGCUUGUUUUGCUAAGAAAAGAUAAAAGUUCCAUGCAGCACUUUUAUUUAAUGUUUGUUUUGAAUGAUUUCUAAUCAAAAUCUGGUGUUAUCUACAUCUGGACACAGUGUCCCAACAUUUUUGGAAAUGCUUUUGUCCUAAACUUUAAAUAAAACAAAGCUGAUAAAACAUGUCCAGUUUGUGGAGAUGAGCAGGUUUGUGUUAAACUUCUUAGCACAGUUCUCACCUGGGCCUGGUGACAGCGCUGGUCUUUUUAAUCAUUAAAACUAUCCUGGUUUCAUACAUUUGGAUCAGCUUGGAUCCAAAAACAGGCCUCUGACCAUCCUUUGCCUUUCAAGGAACAGAAAAGCGAUUUGGCUUGAACAGUCUAUGUCCGUCUCUUUCAGGCGAACAGUAAGUGGGAGUGUCAGUGGAAGUGGCAGCAGUUAUUCUGGCUCAAGCUCCAGAUCCAGAUCCUCCUCUAACUCCCUCUCCCGCUCCCGUUCUGGAUCCAGAAAAUCCAGGUGCUUCUACACUUUGACCGCUCACUGUUGUCAGAAAAUCAUUGUACAAAAAUGUUCAUUUACAGAGAUACUGUUAUAUAUGGCAUCAUGUCAUUUUUCAAUUUCCUUGAGGGAACCUUCCCAACAGGAUGAAUAAAAUUGUAUCUAAUCAAAUCUGAUAUUCUCUAAUCCAGUCUAAUCUAAUGUAGUUUUAGAAAGGUCUUAAAAUCCAGUAAUAUAUCACAAAAAAAUAUAUCACAAAAAGACACUCAGAGAUGUCACUGACUUAUGACUACUUCUGGAUUUUGAAACUGUGAAAUUCACAUCUAUUCAUAACUACAUUAACCUUCAGUAAGUCUUGAGACUUCAUAUUUAAAUCCUAAAAGCACACUAAAGAGGGCUGUGUCAAACUCUGAAUGUCCCAGAGUGAAAAAGAAUCUUGUCGAUCAAAAAGGUCGCGCUUUUAGUUUUUUUUUUCUUUUUGAUUCAGCCCCACCCUAAACUCCUGUGUCAGUCGGAACAGAUUAAAACAGCGAGUUUUAAAUGUACAUUUAAUUGUUGAUACAGAUCUUAAUGCUUUUUUCUUUUUUAAUUCUGUCCGUCUCCUCUGCCUUCAUAUGCUGUUUCUGUUGGGAAACCCCUCCAGAAAAUCCAGGUAUGAUCAUUGUUCCUGGUCCUUAUCAGUGGUGUUUGCAUAUGCAUGUGUGCUAAAAUGUGGGUAUGUUGUGUUGUGUGCACAUGGUCAUCGCUUCUGUGGGACAGCAAAUUUGAAUCCCAUAGAUAACUCAGCUUGGUGGCCUCUGUUUACAGGUCACUGAGUGUCAGCAGUGUGUCAUCGGUGUCAUCUGCAUCAUCCAGCAGCAGCUCAGUGAGGAGCGCAGACUCAGAUGACAUGUAUGCUGACCUGGCGAGCCCUGUGUCCUCUGCCAGCUCCCGCUCGCCCACACCAAAUCACCCCCGGAAAGAGAGGCCCUCUCCCCGGGACAGACCUCCACAUGGCAGAGACAAAAACAGGGGUUAGUCAAGACACAAGACAGUCUUUGCACAGCAGGAUGUGGAGGUGGAACAAUAAAGAUACACAGUCUGCAGUUAACUGGAAUCUCAAAUCUUGGAUAAUUGCAAUCAUUAAGCAAAUAUGAGCAACACCGCAUAUACAUAUGCACACUACUUAUAUACAUAUAUACAUACACCCUGCAACCCCACUGGCUGUAUUUGAAAACCUUUUCCGUACGUGAAUAAUCUUGUUAUGACUGAUGUCCAAAUACCUCUUCCAGACAUAUCCCACUAAAAUGUCCCUGUAGAGUCCCAAAGAGAAACUUAAUUGACAUGUUUGGACUUUUCUGAAGUUUAAAACCAAAAGAUUUCAAAAGUCUUGGUGGAUCUUUUAUCCGAUUGGUUCUCUGAAUCGAUGCGUGCGACUGCUUGGCUCAGUCUUUGUAACUGUCUUCUUGUCCUUCAUGCAGAGAGACCGCUAAAGAAGGAUGAACCUUUCCGGGAGGACCGCAGAAAGAUGGACCCAUCUGGUUCCCUACCAAGAGGAGGUAACCCCAUGCCUAGAUCCGGACCUGGAAGUAGAGGUGGCCACCCCCUGCACCCCCCACCUAGCACCAUGGGCCCUCCAGGAAGCUAUGGAGGUUCAGGAUCACACAAAGACAUCAAACUCACCCUCCUCAACAAGGUAAAUUUUAAGGCUGCAACAACGAAUCAAUUAAGUCGAUUCAUUGUGACGAAAAAAUCCGUUGCCAGCUAAUUCUGUAAUUGAUUCGUCGGGUCUUUAUAUAUGUCCAUGGACACCGGCGUGUAAACAUCAGCAGGACGCACAGAAAAGAAACAGCCAUGGCCGAGGCAGCGGCUGAGAAAAACAUAGACACAACCCAUGGUGUGGGAAAACUUUACCAAGACUGAAGAGGAAGGCGUUCAGUGCAACAUUUGCAAAGCCCGUUUUGCAUGGCACGGGAGUACAUCGAUGAUGCGUGAGCACAGGGCUCUCAAGUCUCACGCAUUCAGCGUAUGACACACGCAUUCCCACUCGUUCACACGCUCACACACCACACAUUGUAUUUCUCACGCAUUUAAAUGAACAUGGUGAUGUCCACCAAGUUGCACUUCUUUAACUAUGGAACAGGGGGAAAUCAACUGAGUUUCUCCGAGAGUUCAGAAGCUGCAUGCCACGCACAAGCCAAUCAAAUAAAGUAUAUCUACUGAACAGCCAAUCAAAAAGCAGCAUUGCUGUAUCCGGGUAGAUUUUGAUAUCUUGCGGUUUGACUACAGAAGAAGACAGACACUCGCCAAAAUAGAGCAGGUUUUUAUAAGGACGAGAUAGACCCGAUGAUUACAGUAAGUCAGUAACCUACACAUGCAGAGACCUCAACACCUCAUGGCAGAUAAACUCAUAUGAUAAACUAAAGCCCUAUGCUAUUGCUAUUAACAGCUGCAUUGAUGAAUUUAGCCUGUUAAUCCGAUUAAUCGAUUAGUUAUUAAAAUAGCUGACAGAUUAAUCGAUUAUCAAAAUAAUCGUUAGUUGCAGCCCUAGUAAAUUUUUCUUCUCUUGACUCUCUUUUAGUUUGAUCAGCUAUAUCAAAUUAAAUAACCGUGACAUAGUGUCAAGGUAGGCUGUAUUGGUUACUCUGAUCAAUCAGAGACAGUUUGGGCAGUUACACCAAUAGGCUGGUGAGGAAUGAAAGUGAGCAAAAUGAGUAAAAUUAAAAACAAUUUAGGGCAUGAAAUUGCCCCUGAAAAUAGACAUAAUCCCUAACAGCCUUAGUGCACUUUCAAAGAGACAACAUGUUUUAAAACUUUCUCCAGAGUUCAGUCAGCACAUAACAGAGAGAUGAGGCAUGCAGACGCAACAGCCCGUUCUUCUGCAAACAAGCUGUCUGUAACAUAAACUGUGAGCUCAUGCUGCAGUUGGGGUUGUGUAGAGUUUAGUAAAAGUGUUGAUAAUGUGAAAGCUUCAGCGACUGGAGAGCAGUGUUUCCCCCGGUAGUGUAUUUGGCAGGGCAGCCCACCCUGCCAACGAGAUCCCAAGCCAGAAAUUGAAGUCAUAGAUUAAUAUGUACAUCUAAUGUUUAUUUUUAUCAAAACAGCCUAUAAAAUAUAAUUUGCACAAUUUCAGACUGUAAAGCUCGCAAUCAUUUCAAUAUGUUCUCCGCUCCUCUGCGAUGAGCGGGGCUCUCCACUCGCUCCUCUCUCUAUCUCACAACAUACACACAUGUGCUGACAUGCCGCGCCGCAUAGUUCAGAGGCGCGGCCUGUCAGCGCCACUGAUUCUGGUAUUCCGGUUGUGAGCACUUGCUGCUCAUACCCUGCCGAUUUUGCGCAGGAUGGUUUUGAUAACCCAGGGUUCUGACUCCUCCCCAUCAUGUCUGCUGCCAACAAAACAAUAAAAAAAACUGGUCAUAGAGCACCAAACUGUCCCCGAACGUUCAGCACCCCAGUUGAAAAUAUCUGCAUUCUUCAAAAAGUUGGUACAUAGUGAUGCGGAUGCCCCACAUUCUCUUGUCCAUGCUAGCUUAAGCAUCUCUCCCAGUAUGAAAAGCAGCACUGGCUCAUCUCCCGCCACCCUGUAUGACAUAGACAUACGUCAUACGGGGUGACAUAUGUCUACGUCAUAUGGCCCCCCCAUCACCAACCCCCUGCCAAAGAGAAAAAGCUAGGGGAAACACCGGGAGAGUGAAAUGUUUUCAUUUUCAGUUGUGUCAAACCUGCAUUCUUCCCAAAGACAGCUGUGUAUGUUUUUGUGUGAAUUUUCUGUAAACGAAGAGCCUGUUCAACCCAAAUAUUUACUCAUGACUGUCAGCACUCACAUUGUAUGCAUGGUGGUCAAUUCUCUCACAAAUGUUGAUGAAACGGUUGGACCCUUUACAGCAGCAAGGAGAUAAGGGUAACCGGAAGAGGUACCUCCCUUCAGACAAAGACAGGCCAGGUUCCCCCGUCAGCAAGAGGAUGGCCCUGUCUCCAGACCGAGGUGAGAACUGUACACACAUGUACACACAUCUUCAUGGUCAUGUGUUCACGGCUUUGUUCCCUCUGUUUUGGUCCAACCCAACUCCAUGACAUAUAAGACGGCGUGUUGAAAUGUAGAUAAUAGAUUGUGAUUAUAGAGACAUUAUUUAAACAUUAUAGCUGAAUGAAAGUAAUGCAAAGACGACCUGACAGAUCUUCAAAGGGCAAGUGUUGUAAAAUGAACAUUUUUAAGUUUGAUGCCAGAAACAUGUUUCAGAAAAAUCAGGACAGGGGAAAAAAUUUGUGAAAUGCUAGAAAACACCUGGAGGAACAUCAUCAGGAUUAGUAAGGCUAUGUGGCAUUCAUACAUUUGUGUGAAAUAACCAAAUAUUACACAUUGCACAACACAUGUCACAAGUUAAGGAUAUAUUUGCAUAAGUGAAGAAAGAGGGAAAAAUGUAUAUUGAUACCAGGGAGACCGGAGCAAACGCACGCACACGCCCAGCCACCCACACACUUGGCCAUUAUUAUUGACUCACUUCUGUUCGAUCAUUGUGAAACGAACCUUACACCUUAUUAUGAAAUCCAUUCACAGGAGCAAUAAGGCAAUCAGUAACCGUGUUCCCAAAACGUGCCAGACAAAUAAAGUUUUAUACUAAUAAUUGUACUUAAAAUGACAUGAUCGUAGCGCAGAAUUGCUGACCAAUAAGGCUACAACACUUAAAGCUGCGAAGGAAAUUAAGUAAUGGUUUUAUAUUAAAAGGUACGCACUCACAAUUAAUCAAGACGCACAAUGGCUUAUCUGGCACUGCUGGAGAACGUGGUACACAGGAGUUCUUUUUUUUUUUCCACUUGUGGCAGUCCCUUAAAGUCCCACUCCAUUUGUUGUUGUUUUUUAACUACUUAAAGUGUUUCUCAGCAGUCUUUAUAUUGUGAUUAUAAAGUUUUUAGCCAAAAUCACGUUACAUGUGUCAUUUUUAGGGGCUUUGCUUCUGCAGAGCUCCAGUAUCUCAUUAGUAAUUCGUCUCUGAGCCGUGAGUGGAGACAGCGCUGCUCUGCACACUCCUUUUACGGGUAACAUUCAGCUCUCAGACACUCAUGUCUUUGGGGACAUGAUGAAAGUUAAAAUCAUAUUUAGCUUUAUUACGAGCAUUGCAAUCUGCUAGCACACACGCGUGUUCCACAAUGGUCCUCCCUUCUUUUCCGAGUGUGGCCAGCAGAGCGGGGCUCUGUGGGCAGAUCUUGGAUUUGUUACCUAGGAAAUCUCACUGUGUCUGAACCUGCCGUUUGGGUCUGCCAGAGAUUCACAGUGAUUUGAAUGCAGAAAUACUCAGAAAUGCAAUUUUGCUCUUAUUUUUCUCAUGAUAUGACCUGUAGCAUCAGAAAAAUCCCAUAUGAACAUGUAGACAACAAUAAAAACAUGAUUUUGAUCAGAGUGGCUCUUUAAGGAGGUGUUGUCCGUGUGUAAAUCGAUAAAAUGAACAGUUCUGUGCAGUCAGACACUUCCCCUACUAUUCUCAUUUGAAAAGGGAACUCUCGCAGUUGCAGUCGCAUAAAAUAUGUAAGACCUCUGUCCUACAUGUUUUAUGGUGUGCUUAGCUGAGUUAGGACUGUAAAGUUUCCAUCAUCACACUAGUGUAGCUGAGAGAUCACUCUUUCUGUUUUUAUUACUGUUGAAAAUGGAGAGACACAAUAAGAGAAGAAGAACUGGGUUGAUCCCCAAAUGGAAAUUCAUGACUCAGUCCCCUGGUUCCGUUUUUCCUCCACCCUGAACAAUCAGCAUUUUGUUUUUUGCUGUGACGUGAUAUGAUCCAAAUUCAGUGUCCUUUUAGUAGUCUGUUAUUUGCUCGACAGAAACUGUGCAUGCCAAGCAGCUCGACUUAUCAUGAGCUCAUCCACAUCCACUCAUACCAGCCUGCCUACUUCUUUAUCUGCGCAGAGAACGUUCAUUUUUAUUGCACAUUUCUCACACAAGCCAAAGUGCGUAAUGGAAAAAUGAAAUUACAUCAAAGUAAGGACUUAAAGUAAACAGAGCAUGUAAAUAAGACAAAUCAAAUAAAUGAAAGGAGGAAAACUGUGACCAAAAAAAAAAAAACUAAGUGUAUAUUUCCAUACCAGAAGGUGCUAUGGGGGUAUUCCUGGAUUUCUGCUUUAGAUGAGCUGAGUAAACAAUAAGUUGUGUCAGCAAAGGUUUCCUUCACAGUUUCCUCGUUUUCUCUCUAUGAUGAGGGUUGCACAUAGAAAUCCCUUAUGUCACAGGGAUCUCCGUAGUGAGUUUACUUCUGUUUUUCAGAGGCAGAAGCAGAAUCAGCUUUAAUGGCCAAGUAUGUGUACACAUACAAUGAAACUUUACCCUCUAUGUACAAACAGUAAACAUGAAAUAUAACAGAAGUUAAGGAAAAGAAAAGAAAAAAGUGUCAGCUCUUCACAUGAAAUCUCUGUGACCAGUAUAUAAUGCUACAUCCUGUUCCCAAUCAUCCGAUGGGAAAGUCAAGACUUUUUAAUUCAAUCUUAGCUAGCUGUGUGAGGAAACAACACAGCUUUUACAGCUUCUUCAAUUGUAUAUUCUGCAAAACGACAGUGAUGUGCUUAUGAAGUCUUGACAGCCCCAAUGACUCUGAAACUUGUGCUUCUCAGGCCGUGAUAAGAGGAUUCCCGGUCGUCCCCCACUGUCGCCACGAAUGGAGCGACCCAGAGGCCAAGGGCCCCGACCCAUACCCCCCCAGGGAGACAGGUUAGUGCACCUAGAACAUGUUACGGUGGUACUGAUCAUUUCACAGCUUCAAAGAAACAUCAAAUGGACAAAAAAUAUUCAGUCAUAAGUGUGAAAAAUGUAAAGACUCUACUACUCCAGGCACGAAGUUCAGCUGACCACCAGUGCUUGGUCAGAAUAGGGAACACACCUCAGGAGUAAAAGCACACAAACAAUUUGUCACCACAGUAUGCAUCAUAAUAUUGAACACCCUCUCACUUCAAUUUUCCAGUUUAUGAUUGUGGUGGAUUUGCUGGAGGUGCAUAAAAUGACAUCACACUGUGAUCACGACUUCCCUGUAAAUAUCUCCGAUUAGCUCAUUGUUUUCUGACUGUUAAUAUCUGAAACAAAGGGGGGAAAUAAAAUGUCUCGAAUUCAGAAAAUGGCAUCAUUUAUUUAAUGUAUUUAUUUAUUAACUCACUUUUGACGAUUUGAUCAUUUGAGAAUGUACCACCUAAGGUCAACUCCUAUGACUUUGAAUUUUGUAUGCCAGUUAUUCGUUUUUACCUCCACCUCAACUUUAUAACCUUAACUUCAAUUUUUAAGGAAAUUCUUGUGUAAUAGUAACUGUUUGCGUUCAUUUGCCGUGCUGCACACAUACAGUCAUCGCUAACAUAAGAAGCAAUGACUGUCCUCUGGCAGAUGACUCUACAGUAGAAGCAUGGGGCUGUGUUUUGGCAGGAUUUAGUUAUAGAGGUGGCAGCUUGCUAUGCUGUCACCGAGGUCCACACUUCGGUUGUUUUUUAUUUUUAUUUCAAACAGCGGUAAAUGGCUGCAAAAGCGAAUUCAAAGUAUUCUCUGUGAUCAGUCUUAAGAAAAAAUAACACUCAGUUAUCGUUGACUUGAAGAGAUAGUAAAAAGAUUAAACAAUUGAUUUUCCUCUUACUAAAACAAUACGAAUAGGGUUGUCCUCUAAAUCAUAAAUUCUCCCUAGCAGCAUUCUAGAUGUAACUGAUGAUAUCGCACAGCUACAGGACAUUUCGAGCCGUACAAAUUGUUCAACCUGCUAAAAUAGUGUCUGUGGAAUUUUCAGUUUGCACAAAACCACUUACACAAUGUCAUUUUAACAGCAUGAUGUGAUCUGCUGGAGUUGUGCUGAAAAGGCUUAAAUGUAUUCUUAAGAGUAAUUUGCUUCUCCUUGAUGCUUAUUGAUGCUAGAUGCACAAGAACGCAGCAGGUUGCAUGUAAAAACUGAAUGCACUAAAGGAAAAUAAACAAAAAAAUUAAUGAUGCUGCAACAAACAGACUGAUGCGGAAGAAUCGAUCAAAAGCAGGAAAAAGAGUCUUGUAGUCAGUCAACAGGAAGCUGUGAGAUCAUAAUGUCAGUGUUGGUUUUAAAAUAAGCCUCACUGAGUAGAGUAAAUGUUUAAUCGGCAAACAUUUGGCCGUUUGCCUCUGGUGUGUCAUCCACAUUCCACAUUGCUAAUUUUUGAAUCAGAAAAGAGUGCACUCUGUUUUUUAGCCCAGCUACCUCAUCAGUGAGUUAUGCAUGGUCAGCACUUUGUAAUUCCUGCUGGCUAAUCUAUAAAAGCAACUUGUGUUUCAGCAGCAACAGGCUCACGUGUUGAAACCUGUUCACUCUGUUAUGCUGUAAAACGCAAUGUAGUGUUUAUAAAUAGUCUUUAUGAGCAGCUAGCUCAACCAGUAUUCAAACAGCCGGAAAUACUGGAGGGUGAGAGGCUAUUUUUAGAAGUUGUAAAAUACACAGCUUUACAUCAUGUGGAGUAUUUUUAGCAGCAGGGCUGCUCAGGACACGUGGGAACGACUCCAUGUCAACUAUCGAGUUAUUGGGGUGAUGAAUGAAUAUGUCACGCAUUGUAACUGUGUGACAUAUAUUUGUGAUAUCUAUGUAUAUUUUGGGUGUUUUUUUUUUUUUUUUAUUAUCUAAAGCAUUUUCAAAUAUGUGAGUUUGUUGGUUUUUUUCCCCACACAUACUUGGUCAGGCUGCAUAAGAAUCAUUUCCACUGCUCAGUAGUAGUCUAUUUCUUUUACAACAUACACUAAGCAUGCUCGACCCUCAACAACUAAACAAGAACAACAAUGAGGAAAAAAAAAAAAAAAACAUUGGACACACAUGCCAAACAAGAUGUAAAAGAAAUAUUCAUCGGCACGGACUCUAAUUACAAUAAAUCAAACAUAAAGCAUCCCCUUAUGCAGACAUGAGACAUUAACAUACAGUGAGCAAGCUGAAGCACUUUAUAUGUGACAUUUGGCAGGAAAACUGAUCAAAUAAAAUAAUGGACACAAGCACAAAAAGUGCAUCACAGAGUCAAAGAUAAAGAUGCAAGGAUUGUGAAAAAAAUCACAAACAAGCUGGAUGGUAAAAGAAAAAAGUACCUUACCUGUGCAAAAAAAAAAAAUUGGCUUGCUGCUUUGUUGCAAGAGCUUAACACCAUCAUGACUUUUCUGACAAUACUUGUGAAAAGGUCCGUCCACAAUAGAAUACAGCAGAAGAGGAAGUGCAGCUGUGGUCGAGUGGUAGAGUUCGUUCUCCCUCAAUAUCAACUUGGUGUUAAGAUUUUUGUUUAAUCUAUGCUGUAGGCUUUGUAUUGGGUCUUCUAAUGGAACAAAAAUUCACCAACGCCCUCAGGAAACAGUUUUCACAUCACUAUGAUGUACUCGCACUGCAGGUGUAGACACCUAAAGGAAAUACUUUUAUUCAGCAGUUCUUAUGUGUCCUCCCAAGGACACCACUAAAGCCACCUGGCUGGGUCCCUUUGACGGUAGUGGAGUCACGAUGCAUGAUUAUGACGCACAGACACAAACACGGCCUGCACAGCUGUGGCUUUUCUGUGAGGAACUGAAUAAAAAGGAUUUUAGGCAAAAAUUUAUCAUAAAUUGCAGUCAAGAGGUAGUGAUAGCAUGAUGUCUUAAGGUCGUAUAACUAAUUUUUCACAUCCAGAUGUGGCUAUUGUGCACUUGGGUGUAUCACUGUAAUUGCUGGGCAGGGGAAGGUCCACUAAAGAAACAGCAUUUGUAGCGAUUUCUACUGCAAGUAGUCACAGUGAGUGAUAAAUUUAACUAUAGAUGAUUUUUUUUUUUGUCAAUCAACAUCCUUCUACAAGGAUUAGACAAAAUCAUCAACAACAUCAGGGUUAUCACUUGGUCAACUCACCCUAACCCCGACAGAAAGCUCUUUACAGGAGACUUUAAUUAUUGCAAUUUAAAGUAAGUUCAUACUCGAUUGUAGAAGGGUCAAUUUCAGCAUGGUUUUGACUCAGUGAAUUAAGUGAAGAUCACUGGACACAGAUGUGCAUGCACUUCACUCCUGCAACAAAACACCUGAAGCAGGUAUUCCUCUAGUAAAUCGUGGAGGCGAGCCAAGCUGAGCCUCAUCACGGCUGGAUUAACUUUGUCAGAAAUCCCUGGACAGACUCCCGAUAAUGCAGAACUCAGCUGCCAGUCUUUGAUACAAUAAAUGCUGUCAUAUUAGGCACUCAAGCACUCAUUGGUCUCUGUCCCUUACUUUAAUGACUGUAGACUCCAGUUUUCAUGUUUCCUCUCAGAAAUUCAGACAGCAUGUUUUGGUGCUGUCUGGAUCUGCCUCACUGUUUGGUCUGAACUGAGUUUCUUUUGUCUCUUGCUAUAUUUUUGUUUCACUGAACAUCAGUCAAACUCUUGCUCCUCUCCUCCCCCUCCUCAGAAAACGUCCUCUGUCACCACCCCCGAAGUCUUCUGGGAAAGGUCCAGCCGCACUGUUGGGCAAGCCAGCCGCCCCUGGUUCUGCUCCAGCCGCUGGCUCCGGCUCUGGUGCAGGCUCGAGCUCUAACAAACCCAGCAACACACUGUCUCGCCGUGAGGAGCUGCUGAAACAGCUGAAGGCUGUGGAGGACGCCAUCGCCAGGAAACGAGCAAAGAUCCCCACCAAAUAAACUGAGGCCCAUACAUAUUCUGUUUACCUGUGUGCUUGUGGGUUCUUGUGAGGCAGAGAAACACUCAAAGUUCAUGGAUGUUAAAAAUCGUUUUAUGGUUCAUGUAUAGAGGUCAUUGUACAAGAGAACAAGAAGUGGCCACACAGCAAUCAUCCUUUGCUUGAGGUUUGGCUCUGUUUCAUUCUCGAGAGCCUCUCACGCCCGUCUACUCGAUGUUAGAUCCCCUCAAAGUCUCUGAAUGUCUCAGCUGCAGUUUACCUCAUCAACAAGAAACAGGAGGAAACAUGUGGGCGUGGGGCGAGGAGGAGAGUCUCAGGAAUGGAGUGCAGACUUCACAGAAACAGAAGGAUAUUGAGGUGCGUUUGUCCACUUGCCCCUCACUCUGUUCCUUCACUCUUAAGGAAGCACCUCCUUGUGUGGUGUGACAAAUAACACAUUUCUACACAAUGAGUCGACUGUCUUUUUUUGGUCCCUUUUACUGUCUUGUGUUCUCACAUAGUUUUCUCAAGUUUGCUCCAUGUUGAGUCAGCCCUGCAGAUGACUGACAGCCAUCACUUUGCUUACCUGUAUAAAUUCUUCAAAGCCUCCAUGUUCUGUAAGUCUGCCUGUGUUUGUUCACAUAGGAAUCAUCUUAAACCAAUGACACAUCUGGUUCUGUGUGUUCAGGGCAGUGUUCACUGUCUCACUUUGUACAAAAAAUUAGCAAAUCAUCGGAUCCUUGCAAGUGUACGAUUAUAGACAACAGUGAUGUGAAGUAUUGCUUUUUUUAAAACUACAGCAUUUUGUUUUCUUCUGAGCUCUUCCUAAGCGAUAAACUGAUGUUUUAUUUGUGUAACAUUUUUAGUUUGAGGAGUAUGAGAGAUGGAAUGGAAAAUUUAGAAACCAGAUUUGUCAUGAUUUUGUGACAAGAGCCUUCUAAAUAAACUAUUUUGAUAAAGAGAAGUU
Messenger RNA from Xyrichtys novacula (pearly razorfish), 36559 nucleotides. The record is from the annotation of a GenBank genome assembly. NCBI's taxonomy places the organism in Eukaryota, Metazoa, Chordata, Actinopteri, Labriformes, Labridae.